GAAGUGAUCUGCGCCGCCAUCUUGUUUACAUCUGGCUUUCUUGAUUCUUGCUUGUUAUUGAUCAAGUAAAGUUAUGUUCAAUUUUAUCACUUUUUGAGGACAACUAUGUUUCAAUAGUGUACUUUUUGUGUAUUUGUGUUUUAUCUGAUAUCAGUGUACAUCUACACCCAAUUGGCGCAGUAGACCUGCGUACUAGACGUUCUGGAGAGUGAGGCUCCUCCCACUCAUCCUCACCCAACCCACACCAGCAUGGCCAGUCCUUCGCCACAGGGGGGCCCAAUGGGGCCUCCCCCUCCGCAGGGCCCCCCGCCGCCCCAGGGGCCAAUGGGGCCUCCUCAGGGACCGCCGCAGCCGCAGGGCGGGGGACCCCCCCAUUCGCCCAUGGGACCUCAGCAGCAACAGCAGCAACAAGGAGGCGGUCCAAUGGGCCCACCCCAGCCGCAUCCUCCACCCCCGCACCACCCUCACAGCCCCCAGCAGCCGGGGGGCGGCUACCCGGGGCACAUGAACGGGGGCGGAGGUCCCCCAAUGCAGCAGGGCACACAGACUUUCCAACCGCCUCCGCCUCAAGGUCAUCCAGGGCAAGGACCUCCCAAUAUUCCGCCGGGAGCGCCGCAAGAAAACCUGACUGCUCUGCAGCGGGCUAUUGACUCAAUGGAAGAGAAGGGCAUGCAGGAAGACCCGCGCUAUUCACAGCUGCUCGCUCUAAGGGCUCGAAACAUGGAUGGACCUAGGUCUAUGCAGGGUUUCGGUGGCGGUCCGCCUAACCAAGGCCCACCAGGCGGUCCCCCCCCGGUGGCCCCCCAGGCGGCGGGGACCCCAGCAAGCAACAACAGCAGCAACAACAACAGCAACACAACUUCAGCGGCAACCAGUUGACCCAGUUGCGCGGCCAGAUAAUGGCCUAUCGACUGUUGGCACGCAACCAGCCCCUCACCCAGCAGCUGGCCAUGGUCAUACAGGGCAAGCAAGGGGCCGGGCGGGAACCCCAGCCAGGGGGCGGGCCCCCUUUUGGGCCCCAGCAGCCCCCCCAGGGGCCACAAGGGCCCCAGCAGCAGCAGCAUCAGCGGUCGGCUACGCAGACUGAGCCUGGCGAAGGUUCAGACUCAUCCAACUCCUCAUCGGGAAGUGGGGCGGCUGGACUAGUGCCAGGGGCGCCGCCCCCAGUUGGAGCCCCACCACCGCCACAGGGAGGUGGUGGCCCUCCAGGGCCUGGUGGGGCCAUGAUGCGACCUCCGCCCCGGGGCCAGGGGGGCCUCCUCAGCAAGUGCCGCCUCCCAGUGCAGCAGCUGCUGUAGUUCCGCCUGGGGCGCAACCGGGGGUGGUUCCGCCUCCGCCGCCUCAGCAACAGCAACAGAUGGGAGUGCCGCCCCAGCAGCAGCAGGGUAUGGUGCCUAGGGUGCCCGGCCAGAUGGGGGCGCCAGGUAUCAACCAGAACCACCAGCCGCCGAUGCCAGGUGUACCGCCAGGUGUGGCAGGUCCAGGGGGCGUUCCCCCAGGCGGCCCCCCCAUGAUGCAGGGGCCACAGCAGCCGCCUCCUGGUGGGGUGCCGCCUCACCACCAUCCUCAGGGGGGCGUAGCCCCUAUGGGGCCACGUGGGCCGGCGCCUCCUACGCCCCAACAACAGCAGCAGAUGCAGAAGCAGAAUCGAGUCACCAGUGUGCCCAGGCCUCUGGGGUUGGAUCCGUUGUUGAUAUUACAGGAACGGGAAAACCGAGUUGCAGCACGUAUUUCGCAUCGUAUCUCAGAGCUGAGCUCCCUGCCAACGACUAUGUCAGAAGACCUGCGCAUUAAGGCACAGAUCGAGUUGCGCGCAUUACGAGUGCUCGACUUCCAACGGCAAUUACGUAGCGAGGUGAUAGCAUGCACACGACGCGACACGACGCUGGAGACAGCCGUGAACGUGAAGGCGUACAAACGCACGAAGCGACAGAAUCUGCGUGAAGCGCGCGCCACUGAGAAGCUCGAGAAGCAACAGAAGCUGGAGGCUGAGCGGAAACGCAGGCAGAAGCACCAGGAGUAUCUCAGCACUAUACUGCAGCAUUGCAAGGACUUCAAGGAGUACCAUCGUAAUAAUCUGGCCAAGAUUGGGCGGCUGAAUAAGGCCGUCAUGAACCACCAUGCCAACGCCGAGAGAGAACAGAAGAAGGAGCAGGAGAGGAUAGAGAAGGAGAGAAUGAGGAGGCUGAUGGCAGAAGACGAAGAAGGCUACCGUAAGCUGAUCGAUCAGAAGAAAGACAAACGUCUGGCGUUCCUUCUCUCUCAGACCGACGAAUAUAUCGGCAAUCUGACAGAGAUGGUGAAACAGCACAAACAGGACCAGCGUCGCAAACAACAGGAGCAACAGAAGAAGAAAAAGAAAAAGAAGAAGAAGAAGCUAAUCGAGAUGGCACAGGAUGGGUCGGGUCCCGUUAAGACAGACAGUUCGGGAGCGUUGAAUCUGACAACGGACGACGGUGGAGUAGAUGAUGAGAACUCGCAGAUGUCCGAGAUACAUGUGACUGUGGUCGAAAAAGCGACCGGGAAUCAGCUGAGUGGAGAUGAUGCACCUCUCCUUAGGGAUUUGAGUGCCUGGUUGGAAGCUCAUCCUGGAUGGGAGGCGGUGGAGGAGUCCAGCGACGAGGAGAACUCUGAUCAGUCGGAUAACGAGUAUGACGAGAGUGAGAAGAAGGAGAGUAAAUCAAGUCACCCCAAGUCUGACGAAGAUAAAGCGCAUGAGGUGAUCAAGAAGGCAAAGGUUGAGGAUGAUGAGUAUAAGAAUACUAGUGAGGAACACACCUACUACAGUAUCGCUCAUACUAUUCAUGAAUCUGUCACAGAACAGGCUACAAUCAUGGUUAACGGAAAGUUAAAAGAGUAUCAAAUCAAGGGUUUGGAAUGGUUAGUCUCCCUGUUUAACAAUAACCUCAACGGAAUCCUAGCAGACGAGAUGGGUUUAGGUAAAACUAUACAAACAAUCGGUUUAAUCACGUAUUUAAUGGAGAAGAAAAAGGUGAACGGUCCGUUUUUGAUUAUCGUCCCGUUAUCAACUCUGUCCAACUGGGUGUUGGAGUUUGAGAAAUGGUCUCCCAGUGUGGUGGUGGUCGCUUACAAAGGGUCGCCCGCGAUUCGACGCACGCUGCAGUCUCAGAUGCGGUCCACCAAGUUUAAUGUGUUGUUGACGACUUAUGAGUAUGUAAUCAAGGAUAAGUCGGUGUUGGCGAAGCUGCAUUGGAAGUACAUGAUCAUAGACGAGGGUCACCGUAUGAAGAACCAUCAUUGUAAGCUGACACAGGUGUUGAACACACAUUACACUGCGCCUCAUAGGUUACUCUUGACAGGAACCCCGUUGCAGAAUAAGUUACCUGAGUUGUGGGCUUUGUUGAACUUUUUGUUGCCGUCAAUCUUCAAAUCGUGUUCAACGUUUGAACAGUGGUUCAACGCGCCGUUCGCAACAACCGGUGAGAAAGUUGAGUUGAACGAGGAAGAAACGAUCCUGAUUAUCCGUCGUUUACACAAAGUUCUACGUCCCUUCCUGCUGAGACGUUUGAAGAAAGAGGUGGAAUCCCAACUACCCGACAAAGUCGAGUAUAUCGUCAAGUGUGACAUGUCCGGGUUACAGAAAGUUCUGUACAAACACAUGCAGAGCAAGGGUGUGUUGCUCACAGAUGGAUCCGAGAAGGGGAAACAGGGUAAGGGCGGUGCUAAGGCGCUGAUGAACACGAUCGUGCAGCUCAGGAAACUUUGUAACCACCCGUUUAUGUUCCAGAAUAUAGAGGAGAAGUACUGUGAGCAUGUGGGGAGCUCCUCAGGGACUAUUUCGGGUCCGGAUUUGUACAGAGUGAGCGGGAAGUUUGAGUUGUUGGAUCGUAUCCUGCCGAAGUUAAAAGCUACAAACCAUAGGGUGUUGUUAUUCUGUCAGAUGACUCAGUUGAUGACAAUCAUGGAGGAUUAUUUGUCUUGGAGAGGGUUUUUGUAUCUGAGGUUGGAUGGUACGACCAAGGCUGAGGACCGGGGGGAUCUGUUGAAGAAGUUUAACAACCCCGAAAGUGAGUAUUUUAUAUUCUUGUUGAGUACAAGGGCUGGUGGUUUGGGGUUGAAUCUACAAGCUGCGGACACUGUGAUUAUUUUUGAUUCAGAUUGGAACCCCCAUCAGGAUUUGCAGGCCCAGGACAGAGCCCAUCGUAUCGGGCAACAGAACGAGGUGAGGGUGUUGAGGUUGAUGACUGUGAACUCGGUUGAGGAGAGAAUUUUAGCGGCAGCUAGGUACAAGCUAAACAUGGACGAGAAGGUGAUUCAAGCUGGUAUGUUUGAUCAGAAAUCGACGGGGUCCGAGAGACAACAGUUUUUACAAACUAUUUUACAUCAGGACGAUGCGGACGAUGAGGAGGAAAACGAGGUUCCCGAUGAUGAGACGGUGAAUCAGAUGAUUGCAAGGAGAGAGAACGAGUUUGAUACCUAUCAGAGGAUGGAUAUUGAGAGGAGAAGGGAGGAGGCCAAGCUGGGACCGGCGCGGAAGUCGAGGCUGAUCGAGGUAAAUGAACUGCCGGAGUGGCUGGUGAAGGAUGAUGAGGAAGUGGAGAAGUGGGCAUAUGAGGAGGAACCCGAGCUGCAUAUGGGGAGAGGGUCCAGGCAAAGGAAGGAGGUCGAUUACAGCGAUAGUUUGACUGAGAAGGAAUGGCUGAAAGCAAUCGACGACGGUAUUGAAGACUUUGAGGAUGAAGAAGAGGAAGAGGUGAAGAUAGUGAAGAAGACGCGAAAGAGGAAGCGAAAAGGAGUGGAAGAGGAUGAUGAUGAACCGCCGGCCAGCGGCAAGAAGAAGAGAGGAGGAAAGGAAGGAGGAAGCGGGGGUGGAGGUGGUGGAGGAGGAUCGGGUGAGAAGGCGGGAGAUGCGAAAAUGAGGAGGCAGAUGAAGAAGCUGAUGAAUAUUGUCAUCAGGUACACCGACAGCGACUCUCGCGUCCUCAGCGACCCAUUCAUGAAACUUCCCUCCCGUCGCGAGCUGCCCGACUACUAUGACGUCAUCAAGAAGCCGGUCGACAUCAAGAAGAUAAUGUCGCGCAUCGAGGAAGGCGGCAAAUACGAGUGCUUCGACGACCUGGAGCGUGACUUCUUCCAGCUGUGCAAGAACGCGCAGCUCUACAACGAGGAGGCCUCCCUCAUACAUGAGGACAGCAUAGUGUUGCAGUCGGUCUUCACCAACGCCCGGCAGCGGCUCGAGCAGGAGGUGGAUGUCUCCGAUGAUGAUGAGAGUACUAAAGGCUCCACAAGCGCGGGCAACAGCCAAUCAGCAGCCGCCAUUGGGGGCGGAACCGCCUCUUCGUCCACAUUCGACGACGACGCCUCCGAUGCCGGGGGCGGUGCAGGUGGGGGUGGAGACAGCAGCAGCAGUCAGGUGAAAAUGAAGCUGAAGCUGAAGGGAGGCGGCAGUAGUGGGGUUGGAGGCGGCAAAGGCAGUGGAAAAGGAUCGGCAACGCCUGGGGGCGGCGACAGGACGGGUCGUCGCAAACGCAGGAAACGGAUGGUCCUUGACUUGUGAUCUAGUGAAACUUGAUCGAGGGUCAUUUCGUUGAUCGAAGAUCAACAUUAAACGAAGAUUAGCCGUUGUCCUUCAACAGCGGUCAACUUUAACCGAAGGUUAACGGAUAGCCAUUCAUCAUCUAACGGGGAUCAACUGACACAAAAAUCGACAUAGUCUUGAAGCACUUCCGUCUACAAAAAUAUGGCCCGGUUGCACAAAAGCCGGUUAAAUUUUAA
Nilaparvata lugens (brown planthopper) is the source of this 5736-nucleotide messenger RNA. It is a transcript of the gene brm, whose product is annotated as ATP-dependent helicase brm. Gene Ontology annotation, cellular component: nucleus. The coding region runs from base 1358 to 5518 and encodes 1386 amino acids. Lineage: Eukaryota; Metazoa; Arthropoda; Insecta; Hemiptera; Delphacidae. The record is from RefSeq and is a predicted model, not a curated record. Gene Ontology annotation, molecular function: transcription factor binding; histone binding; DNA binding. Gene Ontology annotation, biological process: positive regulation of transcription by RNA polymerase II. The transcript is spliced from 15 exons.